CCGCUAACGGCAGAAAAGAGCGAGAACUCCGCGGUGCCAAGAGCCCGGACAGGGUGCUCACCAUGACCCGGGAGCUCAGCAAGGAGGCCUUGCAGGAGCUGUACGCCUGGAUUGACGGAAUCCCGCUGUCCAGGCCGAAACGGAACAUCGCCCGGGAUUUCAGCGACGGAGUAUUGGUUGCUGAAGUGGUGAAGCACUUUUUGCCAAAAAUGGUAGAAAUACAUAACUAUAUUCCAGCAAACUCUACCCAGCAAAAACUGAGCAACUGGCAGAUAUUAGACAGGAAAGUAUUUUCCAAAUUACAUUUUCAUAUUUCCGAAGACAUGUUAACAAAGUUGGUUAAGAGCUCUCCUGGAAUUAUUGAAACAGUUUUAUACAUGUUAAGACAGAAGAUUGAGGAAGAACUCAAUUGCACACAAGAGGUGGAAAAUUACAGUACUUAUGCUGACAAAAACAUUUCAGAUUACGUACCACCCAACAUGCAUUUAUUUACAAAGGAAUGCCAAUCCCAACCUGAAAUGUGGAGCAACAGUCAGAAGCAGAGGGCAUUUUAUGACCAGUUUUCCCAUCUGAAUCCUGAAAUUCGUCUCUUAUUAGAGGAGAAAGAUCAAGCUCUGUUAGCUCUUCGUGAAACUGUGGAGAUACUGCAGAUGAAAGUACAGCGACUUGAACAUCUGGUUCAGUUGAAAGAUCUCCGAAUUGAAGAUUUGACAAGACAUUUGAAUAAGCAUAAAUCACAGAGGACAAUGAAGUGACAGCAAGUAAAGAAAAAAAAAGGAAUAAUUAAAAUCUCAACAGAAGAAUUUGUUUUCAAACACCUGCUGAAAUGGGAUGAAAGUGAUACUUGGUGUUUUCACUCUCUUAAAAACCAAUUGGCAACACAUGUUUCACAGGAUUGGAGCAGUCUUAGAUUACAUUGUCUUUUAGAAUGUUGGCAGAACUAUGAUGUAACACUACUC
Messenger RNA from Hemiscyllium ocellatum (epaulette shark), 959 nucleotides. RefSeq names its product sperm flagellar protein 1-like. The transcript is spliced from 7 exons. The record is from RefSeq and is a predicted model, not a curated record. The coding region runs from base 63 to 755 and encodes 230 amino acids. NCBI's taxonomy places the organism in Eukaryota, Metazoa, Chordata, Chondrichthyes, Orectolobiformes, Hemiscylliidae. Gene Ontology annotation, cellular component: axoneme. Gene Ontology annotation, molecular function: microtubule binding. Gene Ontology annotation, biological process: regulation of cytoskeleton organization.